Lingula anatina is the source of this 3922-nucleotide messenger RNA. Its product is annotated as zinc metalloproteinase nas-37. The record is from RefSeq and is a predicted model, not a curated record. NCBI's taxonomy places the organism in Eukaryota, Metazoa, Brachiopoda, Lingulata, Lingulida, Lingulidae. Gene Ontology annotation, biological process: proteolysis. Gene Ontology annotation, molecular function: zinc ion binding; metalloendopeptidase activity.
AUGAAACGGAGAAGGCAAAUGUUGUUUCAGAUGUGCAAAGAUCAGAAUGAAACCAUACCACCAGAGGCACCAACUAAAGUGAAACAGCCCAUUCCAAACAGAAUCUUUGUCGAAGACAUACAUGAAAUAAUCCUGUGUCCCAUGGCAAAAGCAGCAAGUAAAACCUGGUUGAAGAUAUAUUUCAAACUAAACAAGCAGAUGAACACUUCUGCCUUACAUAAUGACUGGAUUCCAAAGCAUGCGAUACGUGUGCAUAAACUUAACAAGUACACCGACUUUGGUAUCACCACACGCCUUAACACCUAUCUUAAAAUAAUGACAGUCCGUCAUCCUCUGAUCCGUCUCGUGUCGGUGUAUCACGAACAAGUGGCGCCUCCUGGAUCUCAGUAUGAGGGGGAUGUGAAGCGCUUUAUCGCGAAGACAGAAGGGAGAAAAAUUCAGUCUGUUUCAUUUGAAGACUUCCUGCGUUACGCCAUCCAAACUCCAAAUAUGCACUGGGAUCCAUUCAAAAAAUUUUGUGAUCCGUGUUAUAUAGAUUAUGAUCUGUUGGUAUAUUUCGAAACUAUGGAAGACGACGCCAAAAACACGCUGAUUCUUUUGGGUGCAGACGACAUGAUCAAACUUCCUCCUUCACAUCGUGCAGAUAAAAUGUCGGCUGACGAUGAAGCUCGAAAACAUUAUGAUGGUGUUCCCCGCGGUAAGAUCAUCGUCCUGGAGAUCCUCACUCUGGACAUCACGUGGGACCAGGAGAAGUGGCUGUGUCAAGACUACGUGGAGGUCAGGUACAGGGCUCACCUCUCCGAGACCGGGGGAAGGUUCUGCGGGACGACCCUGCCCAGUACUCCUGUAUACUCAUACACCAAUGAAAUGUUGAUAUUAUUCCGCACAUUCAAAGGCGGUGGAUACGGGUUUACAGCAAGAUACCGAACUGAGUCAUGUGGGGGUUGCGCAGAUCCAAUACGAGAAGAGCAGCACGCAUGUUAUAGGAAAGAAACAGAACAGUGCCAAGAAUCGUGGGAGGAGGAGGAAUAUUUGAAAUGCUCUUCGUUCUUCGGCAAUGUGGGAGAGCCGUGUGGUCUACGGCAUGUGCGAAAGCAACGAAACAUGACGUGUCACGUGGACAGACCAUACUGUUGCCAGGGAUUUGCUCUUGAGAAUAAAAAGUGUGUUGCUGUAAGACCUGCUCGCGCUAUACAAGACAGCCCAAGCGAGAAUUACGGCGCCGUUACCAUGCCAACAAUGUCUUUACGACAGUCGACACCGAAACUUGGCGGGAGUUUUGAGUCUUCGGACGAAAGAACCACGUGGCCGUGGAGUGGGUGGUCGGAGUGGGUCUGCUCUAAGCCGUCUUGUGGCUGCGGGACGGCUACGCGCACGCGCACUUGUCUACAGCCGGGUCACAGGAGUUGUGGUGGACAACACAGUCAGACAGAGAGGCGAGCCUGUAGUAACAGACCAUGUUAUUGCUCUGUAAAAGCUCCCACUUACUAUCCUUGUCCAGGGACCCAUUACUUCGGUAGGACUAACAUGUGUGUAGGCUAUACCACCCAGAAGAAGGUGUGUCCGCAGGCAGAGCAACAGUGUUGCCCUGGUCAAUCACAGAUCGGUUCCGUGUGUUCUCCGUGGAAGUAGGCGGAGCAAUAGAUGUCACCGUUACCAAUCACAGCGUAGUACGUUGUUUUCUCCGUAGAGGAAGCAUUAGGGGUGGAAGCCUUGGCACCCUAUCUAGUUGAUGCUCAUUAUUUAUUAUCCCCGGGCAAUGAGAUAAGAAAAUCAGGUGACACUAUGCUCGUCCAACCUGAAGUGACAAUGUGUCCGAGGAUUUAACCGUUAGAAUUUCUUAAGAAGAAAAGAAGAGAAAUGUCAAUAUAAGUGACAAAUCAUGCCACGAUGCGACACCGCACGGCCAUGUGCAUGGCGUCAUUUUCCGAGGAAGUCUUAUCCGUAAAUGGCAGAGGAAAUAGGGGCAAGAGAUGGACAAGGCAAAGACAUUUGAAUAACGGAAGUGAACAGUUUUGAACCUUUGGAAGUUCAAAGUUCACAUCCUGUGUGUUCUUCAUAAUGAUUACACAUACUUAGGUGUACCGUUGUUCAUAAGAGCAGAGUUGACCACUCCAAGAACAGCACUUCUUCACCAAGAUAAGAGUCUAACAUGUUAGCCGCAAUCCUCCAGAGGACAAAGGGAGCGGUUGUUCAUUAAUUUGACUCAUGUAUCUUUUGAAUAUUUAAGUAUUAGCGCCAGAAUCACUGUGAUUUUGUUGUGUCACAUUUCCAAGAAUCUGGACACACACCUCGCCCACCGAACGUUCUCUAUUCUGGUUGGCUAUUUCCAAGCGCGGUUGGGUCGCGUUGUUCUAAAAAAUGUACAAGCUUUCAUAAGUAAAGAGUACAAUUGAAUAAUGUCCUAAGAGUACUAUUCUAAAUCAUAUCUGGGUAAGUUAGAGAUGUGUCUCGGGGCGUGCGAUUUGUUAAAAAUCAGUCCUAAAAUAAAUUAUAAGGUAUGUGAAACGCAUAAGCUGUUAGGGAAUCUGAUAUGCGGGAUUAACUUGUAGCUACAUUACGUCAUGUUUACGUCAUGAUGACAUCACAACAGCAACAUGACGUCCUAAUUAUCCUACAUACCCGUGUGACUCAAAAUUAAAAAGUAUUGGACUUGUUUAAUCACGGAAAAUUACACAUAUCAUUAAUGGCAGAACUGUGUCAACGUGUCGGGCAGACGUAUUUUUGAAUCAUUGACUGGCAAUCUUAAAGGGAUUAUCAUCCAGAUAAGUUUUAAGUGAAAUAGAAAAGUGCGUUCUCCUGAUUAUUUAAUAUCAUGCGUUAUUUAUAUGAAUUAAAAUGUGUGGUUAAAAGACGUUGUAUUUGUGCAUUAAAAGAAAUGAAGGUGAAUCAGGAAUUUUUUUAUUGUAAGUUAUUUAAAGCUCGUGUAUGAAGAUCACGUUUGUUUUUAUUGAGGCCUAUACAAGGGGCGAUUUCAUCAUUUAAGUUUGCAAGACAUGAAAAAAGGAGUGCGGGGUAAAAGUUUCCUGGUGAACAAAAUAAAUUUGCAGAUGGGCAACUUCUUAAUAAUGUAUUCCACAUAGAAAUACGUUUUUGGAGUUAAGUUUGCAUUGUCUUCGUUUGUGAGAAAAAACAUCAGAUUGUUUAUACCGAUUAUACAGACUAUACGUAUCUUAGUCCGAGUUUCAAUUCCGAUGUUAACCAUUUUCUUUAUAUUCAGACCCCCAUAAUCAUACGCUUAUAAGGCUAUGACAUCAAGCAGCGUUUUGGUUCAAGUUUGCAGGGCCAACUGCAAAUGAUGCUUUCAUCACCAAGGUUCAUGAGGUCAAACGUGUUAGUGGCGUGGCAAAUUUGAACGCACGCCGUUGAGGGCAAGAGCCCGAUACACGUGCGCACAUGGGGAGCUGAAAAUGAAGACCUUGGCUUGUACUGGGCUUGGAUUUAAGAGUAAUUUUAUCGGAUGUUAGGACGGGUUGAUGACGUUUAUGGUCUUUCAUUACAUGCGUCAUGCCUUUGUUGUUAUAGGAAAUUGAUGUCUUACAGAAUUACGAAAAGCGGAAGCUUUUGAAGUUAAAGGCGAAUAUGUGCAAUAAGUGUAAUAUAAUCCAACUGAAAAAAAAAACAGUAAUAACUUCCACCAAAAAUUCUGCUUUGUUAAAAAGUUACAAUGUUGUUAACCAUGACAUUCUAUGUGAAAAUUUCAAAUGUUAUUGUUCAUGUUAUAUUGUACUCAAAUUAUUUUAUUUAAUUAAGUGACAAGUUUAUGUCUCAGUAAGUACUUGCAAAUGUGAAAUGAUCAAAGCAUUUAUUGAUUAAGUCUCUCUCUUUAUUAUUUAAUUGGAUAGUGUAAAUAUUUAUAAAGUGUAUAUAAGAUUCCACGCGAGAGAUGAAUAAACAACUUUGUUUAAUGUUUCUUCUUCAA